AUGAAGGUCGCCGGAUUCCUCUGGCUGAGCCUUCUCGGCGCCUCUGUCGCAACUGGCGAGACCCAUGGAAUAGUGAAAAGAAGCACUGUGAGCGAGAUAUUGACUGAUAUUGAAAAUGCUGCGACCUGCGCUGCUUGUGAGUCGUUGUUGGUUGUCCUACAGACUCUGGCCCAUCUUGGCAAUGAUGACUUUGUGGAUGUGAUAACCCAAGUCUGUAUUCUGGCUGGGGUAGAAGACUCGGACGUUUGCGAGGGUGCCAUCGCUCGCGAAGGCCCUAUAUUGGCGCAUGAUCUUCGCAAUAUGGACAUACCCUCGACUACUGCCGUCCUCUUUUGCACCACAAUCUUCGGCCUCUGUGAUUAUCCGGCUGUCACAGAGUAUACGGUUGACUUUCCUUCGGCCAAACCGACAAACGCAUCUCGCUCAUCGCCCAGUGGGGAAACACCUAUUCAGGUCGUGCACAUCAGUGAUAUCCAUGUUGACCUAUCUUAUGAAACCGGCGCCAGUUAUAACUGCACGAAAAACAUCUGCUGCCGUCCUUACACAACAUCUGAUGCACCCGGCAAUACCAGGUAUCCUGCAGGAGAGUUUGGCGAUCACAGCUGUGACACUCCGCUUAGUCUGGAGGAGAGCAUGUAUGAGGCUAUACAGGAGCUGGUUCCCACCGCAGCAUUCACCAUCUUCACUGGUGACGUUGUAGAAGGCGCCGUGUGGCUGGUCAAUGAGACUGAAGUUACCAACGACCUCAACGAUGCCUACAACACCCGGAUGCCAUCAUACCUCAGUCUCGUUUACGGAGUGGUCGGUAAUCAUGACGCAGCGCCUGUCAAUUCCUUUCCUCCAGCUGACAUCGACACAACAAUUUCAAGCCAAUGGGCGUACGAUACUCUUGCGUCCGACUGGACGCAGUGGAUAGGGUCAACGGCUGCCACCACGGCCAAAGACUACGGCGCGUAUUCCGUGAAGUACGCGGCUGGAAAUCUGCGCAUAAUCUCCUUCAACACCAAUCUGUAUUACAAGGAGAACUUCUGGCUGUACGAAAAGACCAUGGAGACCGAUCCAAGCGGACAGCUUGCCUGGCUCAUAAGUGAGCUCGAUGCUGCGGAGACCGCCGGCGAGCGACCCAUGGGUUCCGGCGAUGCCUUUCACGAUGCAUCAAACUACUUCAAUCAGAUUGUCCAGCGGUAUGACGCGACCAUCGCCGCUUUGUUCUACGGUCACACUCACAAAGAUGAGUUCGAGAUUGCCUACUCCAACUACACAGACCAGAGUGCGCAGUCUGCGACGAUGAUGUCGUAUAUUGCUCCCGCGUUGACUCCGACAUCCGGGAACCCGACCUUUCGCGUCUACUCGGUCGACCCGGUCACCUUUGGCGUGCUGGAUUACACCGUGUACAUUGCCAACAUGUCCAGUUCGACGUACCAGAGCAAGCCUACCUGGCAGAAAUACUACUCCAUCAAGGAGGCAUACGGCUCUCUUCUGAGCCCCCCUGUCAUCGAUAGCACGAGCGAGCUGACUCCUGCUUUCUGGCAUAAUGUCACUGCAUUGUUCGAGAGCGAUGAUAGCGUGUUCCAGGAUUAUAUCGCCCGUAAGAACAGAGGGUGGGAUGUCUCCAGCUGCACUGGCGAUUGCAAGACAUCGGAGAUUUGCCAGCUGCGAGCGGCCGAGGCGCAGUACAAUUGCGUUGAAAUCACCCCCGGUAUCAAUUUCAAGCGCAGAAAACGAGACGAUACGAGCAGCAGCACAAAGACGGAGAGUGCAUGUGGCGGGUCGGUUUUUGGGGCUGUGUUUGCGGACUUCGAGGAGAGCGUAACGGUAUUCAAGACUGCUGCGGGGGAGAAGCUGGGAUCGGCUUUUUGA
Messenger RNA from Aspergillus viridinutans, 1860 nucleotides. RefSeq lists its product as uncharacterized. The record is from RefSeq and is a predicted model, not a curated record. The transcript has 5 exons. Gene Ontology annotation, molecular function: sphingomyelin phosphodiesterase activity. Bases 1 to 1860 code for a protein of 619 amino acids. NCBI's taxonomy places the organism in Eukaryota, Fungi, Ascomycota, Eurotiomycetes, Eurotiales, Aspergillaceae. Gene Ontology annotation, biological process: sphingomyelin catabolic process.